Messenger RNA from Myripristis murdjan (pinecone soldierfish), 2588 nucleotides. RefSeq names its product cell division control protein 42 homolog. Gene Ontology annotation, molecular function: GTPase activity; GTP binding. Gene Ontology annotation, biological process: small GTPase-mediated signal transduction. The record is from RefSeq and is a predicted model, not a curated record. The transcript has 6 exons. Lineage: Eukaryota; Metazoa; Chordata; Actinopteri; Holocentriformes; Holocentridae. Bases 69 to 644 code for a protein of 191 amino acids.
GGAUUGGGUGGUUUUACGAGGCACACUUGAAGGCACCACGACAGCACCAGCGGCUGCGGACGGACAAGAUGCAGACUAUAAAGUGUGUUGUGGUGGGCGACGGCGCCGUGGGGAAAACCUGCCUGCUCAUCUCCUACACCACCAACAAGUUUCCCUCGGAGUACGUCCCCACGGUGUUUGAUAACUAUGCGGUGACGGUGAUGAUCGGUGGAGAGCCCUACACUCUGGGACUGUUUGACACUGCAGGUCAGGAGGAUUACGACAGACUGCGACCCCUCAGCUACCCUCAGACCGACGUCUUCCUCGUCUGUUUCUCCGUUGUAUCGCCUUCGUCCUUCGAAAACGUCCGGGAAAAGUGGGUGCCGGAGAUUUCGCACCACUGUCCCCACACCCCCUUCCUGCUGGUCGGGACGCAGGUCGACCUGAGAGACGACAGCAACACUGUGGAGAAACUGGCCAAGAACAAGCAGCGGCCCCUCAACCCCGAGAGCGGAGACAAGCUGGCCCGGGACCUGCGGGCCGUCAAAUACGUGGAGUGUUCAGCUCUCACACAGCGGGGUCUGAAGAACGUGUUUGACGAGGCCAUCCUGGCGGCCCUGGAGCCUCCGGAGACCAAACCCAAGAAGCGCUGCGUCCUGCUAUAGACGCCGAGGAAGAGGGAGGAGGACGAUCGAGGACGACGACGAGUGGACGUGGGACCGGACGACUGGAGACGGGAGGAGCGGGAGGGGAGUACAGAGGGGAGGAGGGGGGAGGGAGGAGGGGAGGGGACGGACGUGGACGUGGUAGACACUCGUUUUAACAGUGCCUUCAGCGGUAGCGACUAAAAAGAGGUGCGGUGUUGGGCUGGACGGUCUCUCGGCAGGCUAUAUUUUCAUCAUAGAUACGUGUCGCUCUAACACAUCUAACAAGUUUGAACAACACUCCUCGCUGAGCCGGGAAACAGAGGUUUCAUAAUGAGAGGAGGCAGGUCUGAGCCUCAAACGCCUUAAAGAUACAAACUGUGGAUGAAGUCGAAGGUUACAGCAAAACACUCCUGGCCUGGCAAACGCCUCAAAAUUCAGCAGGUCCCACGCGGACAGUCUGGAAACGAAAAGCUUUGGAGUUGCACGGUCUUUGAAAAAAAGUAUUUGGGUGAGAAAACUGUCAAACCAGAUGUGCGGUUGUAGAUCAUGUCGCUGCCACUUCACAUGAUUUAAUACUUUUUAGUGUUCAUUUGCAAUAACACAUAAAUGCCAUUCCUGAAAAUAAAUAAAUAAAUAAAUAAAAGACAAGAAAAAUUAACUGACUGUUGUAUGAAAUCCUUCACGUCGUGUACUUUCUGAAUCCAACAAUCCACAAAGCCAGUGUCACAUCUGUAUUAGGCUGCUAGUAUGUGUUUUGCUUAAUAUCUGGGGUUUCCACACAGGUCUGGAAAGUUUGGGAAGGCACAGAGAAAAGGUUUUGGGGAUUUCCAGGUUUGGAAAAUACAAAACAAAAUUGUUAUACUGUCUCAGUAUACAUAAAACUAUCUUUUCUGCUAUUUCAUAUAUUGUUUUAUUUGUCUCAGUGCAGAACAAUCUCCAUCUCCACGGUGAUAUGAAUUAAUUGUAGGAACAAGAUGACCAUCGGCAUUAACACUGAACACCAAAAUCAAGGAAAUCAAACUGUAUAUGAUCUCUGUCUCUUUCCAAAAAAAAAAAAAAAAAAAAAAAAACAUAAAAUCCAAUCAUGAAAAUGAUGUUUUGGAAAUGGAGGAGGUGGAGGAACAUCAGUGUCUCUUCUGUUUUUUUCUAUUCCUGUUUUGGCCAAAACAAAACAAAACAAAAAAAAUUAUGGCUCCACUGCAGGUUGCAUUGUUGAAAAAGACCAAAGACAGAGGAACCAGUGCAACCUUCAUGUUGCUCGUCAUGUGAUUAAAACAACAGAGGGAAUAAUGAGACCGCGAGCAGGGGAAGCACAAAAAUCCCCCAGAAUCCCUCAGUCAGAAGCGAUGCUGUGUUUACUGAAAGAGGAAGACCUCGAGACGUGACCCAGUUAGCUGGUUAGUCCGUCGGUGAGUAACGCUCCCUGCGGCGGCGGCGGGCUCCUGGAUUUUGAGAGUGUUGUUGCUGCGGGAAACCCGACAGUGACUGUAACCAAACUUCAUCCACAGCAGGAGGAAGAGACUCGCAUCGCAAAUUAGGUUUUCACUAGUGCUUUACUGACUGGAAAAAAAAAAAAAGAAAAGAAAUGAAAAACCUGCUUCUGCCACGCGGUCUGCACACACAUUAAAGACACACACACGCAUACUGUACAUAUCCAUUUGAACGGGUUGGUUAUGUCCACAUGCACAUGUGCAGAAAUCCAGUCAAGGUGCUUUACAUGUCGCUGUUAGUGGGUGAAAAUAAAGCAUCUUCUAAAAUGUCAACUCCUAAAGGAAAACUCCAACAGCCUUUUCCGACUUCCUCAGACUGAGACGCCAUUUUCACAUCUGUACGUUUUACAUUUACCCCAGCAGUUUGCCCAAAAUGUUGGAGUAUCCUCUUAAGGAAUAAGUGAAUAUUAUUUUUAGUCUCAUGAGAAGACAUUUUCAAAAAUAAUGUGCAGUAUAAUCUUUAAAAUAAAUU